Molecule: messenger RNA, 1491 nt
Organism: Eimeria maxima
Lineage: Eukaryota; Apicomplexa; Conoidasida; Eucoccidiorida; Eimeriidae
Exons: 4
Coding region: 1-1491 (496 amino acids)
Biological process (GO): transcription initiation at RNA polymerase II promoter
Cellular component (GO): transcription factor TFIID complex
Molecular function (GO): protein binding; RNA polymerase II general transcription initiation factor activity
Source: RefSeq, a predicted model, not a curated record
AUGUUACGUCGUUGGCUAAGCGAGACAAGAAGUUUACCAUUGGAGGCUUUGCUGCAGUCUGCUGUUAAGUUGCUGCAUAAGCCGAGUGGGGCCCCACAUAUAAAGGGGGGCCUCGAGUACCCACAGCAACAGCAGCAGCAGCAGCAGCAGCAGCAAAUGCAGCAGCAGCAGCAGCAACAGCAGCAAAGACAUGUCUUCUGGGGACUACCAAGACAACUCUAUAGAGAUGAUGUUCUUAUUACAUUACCUAAUGGAGAAAAAAUGAAGAGAGCGGAGGCGAAAGCAAUAGAGGCCUUGCUGCAGCAGAGCAACAGCAGCAGCAGCGAUGUAGAGGAUAGAGCAGAAUCUGCUGCUGCAGGUAGAGGGGAUGCGAUGGAUGAAGACGGUUCGCAUAUGAAGUCUGAGCGUGGCCACAAUAACAGCAGCAGCAACAGCAGCAGCAGCAAUAACAGCAGCAGCAGCAGCAGCAGCAGCAGUUGCUGCUAUAAACUAGUAGGGCAUGUAGGGAGAGUACUGUCUCUUACCUUUGCUGAGGCAGACGAUAGGUGUCUCCUUACAGGAGGAAGCGAUGGUGUUAUUCGCUUAUGGCCUACUCCUUACUCGCAGCAGCAGCAGCAGCAGCAGCAACAGCAGCAGGAGAGUGCUGCAUCAGAUGCAGAAGGAGAUGAAGAUGAUACAGCAGCAGGCUUGCAUGCAAAAAAGCAGCAGCAGCAACAGCAGCAGCUGCAGUUGCUGCCCUUGUGUCAAUAUAGAGGAGCGACUUCGCCUAUUUGGAGUCUCUCCUCCAGUCCCUUGGGGUGCCACGGAGGUUGUGCUGCUGAUGUACCUCAGGUGUAUAUGCACCCCAAUUCUUCUUUGCUGCUAACAGGAGCAUCUGAUGGUAUAAUAAGACUAUUUGAUCUAAGAGCAGCAGAUCUUGUAAGAAGCUGGACACCACCAAGACCAGCAACAGCAGCAGCAGCAGGAUUUCCUCCUGCUGCUGCUGUCGGUGGAGGCAUUGGUACACCUGCUGCAGCAGAAGCAGCAGCAGCAGCAAGAAAUUACGCAGAUAACACACUGCGGUGGCCGCUUGACCCCAGGCUCUUGUCAGGUGCAGGGCGAGUUGCAUACAGCAGCAGCUGCAGCUACAGCAGCAGCAGCAGCUACAGCAGCAGCAGCAGUAGCAAAGAGCCUACCGCCAUCACGGUAUCGUCAAAUGGACGUCUCGUCGCAGCAGCGGACGAGACUGGCUACGUAUAUAUAUGGGAUAUUCCUUCUGGGGGUUUGUUGGCUACGGCGUAUGCGGGGCUUCCUCCUGCGCAUGCUGCUGCUGCUGCUGCAUUUGCUGCUGAAGGUCGCUGCAGCGCAGCAGCAGCAGCAGCAGCAGCAGCAGCAACGUAUCCAAAGGCCCUUUCCUUCUGCUAUAACUCUUCUCUCCUAGCAGCAGCAACGGGAGACGGUCGCGUGCUGCUGUGGGAUACAACAGCAGGUGAGUAUCAACAGCAGCAAUAA